Aphanomyces astaci is the source of this 1240-nucleotide messenger RNA. RefSeq lists its product as hypothetical. The transcript is spliced from 3 exons. The coding region runs from base 12 to 533 and encodes 173 amino acids. Gene Ontology annotation, biological process: response to oxidative stress. The record is from RefSeq and is a predicted model, not a curated record. Gene Ontology annotation, molecular function: glutathione peroxidase activity. Lineage: Eukaryota; Oomycota; Saprolegniomycetes; Saprolegniales; Verrucalvaceae.
CUCAUUUCAACAUGCUUUGCCGAUUGACGCGCCAAGUCCGAGCGGCGCCGCUCGCGACGACUCGAAGCUUCACGACGAAGAAGGUGUUCCUUCCGAUCCUGCGCAAGUUCAAGCAAGUGAACUCGGAUGCGUUCUUGCCGCCCUCGCUGUUCCAACAAAAGAUCAUUCUGGUAGUGAACACCGCAUCCAAGUGCGGCCUCACGCCCCAAUUGAAGUCGUUGCAAGAACUCCAUACCCGAUAUGCCGCGAAAGGACUCACGGUGCUUGCCGUCCCAUCCAACGACUUUGGCGCCCAAGAGCCAGAAGACGACGCGACGUUGGAAGCCUUUUACAAGUCGGAGUACAACGUGACGUUUCCCAUCACGACCAAGACCAAAGUGCUUGGGGACGAUGCCCAUCCCUUCUACCAAGCGAUUGUCGAGCAUUACACGAACGAAGUGUCCCCAGCGUAUGUCCAUCAUCAUCGUCCUCACUAUCUCUCUCUCUCUCUCGUCCCAUCUCAACAUCCCCCGUACAUCCAGAUGGAACUUUGAAAAGUUCAUCGUCGACGAAUCCGGCGACCUCCGCGCCGUGUUUCCUCGCAACGUAGACCCGUUGGAGCCCGAAGUCAUUGAAACCAUCGAGAACCUGCUCAAGAACCUCGCACCCCCUUCUCCUCCAUCUACCACUACCCCCACAGCCUAAACCAUCCAAUCCCACCCAAUUCAACCAUCACCAGUCGUAUUAUGGGUUUGCAUCUCGCGUCACAUGGUCUACUUGGCUGGGCCACGUAGGACUGCUCGCACGGUCGGGUGGUCGUUCAUCCAAUACCAUCGUCUCUUCGUCGUACAGCUCCAAAUGGAUGUCGGCCGUCACCACAUACGACAGCCGCUCGAUUUCCCUACCACGUCGCAGAUUGUCAGAUGUCACAGACAUGGUCAUGCGAUAGAUACCGCCUCGCGCGCCGCGCAAUGUUGUGGACGUCGCGCACCGCCAUGUCUGGAUGCACCACGAUCGUCACGUCCAAGUCGGUGCCGUACGCCGUGCCGAGUUCCGAUGGCCGGUCGCGAUGGACCACCCAAUGAACAUUGACAUGGGUCACACUCAAAAUCUCUGGAAUCGCCUUGAUCGCAUGCAGAACAUCGUGCUUGAUUUCACGAAACGGCCGCAUUUGCUCGGCCGAGUUGCUGCUGCUGCCGUCGUCGUGGUCGUGUUCUACUCAUGUUGACCAUGUGGAUACAAGUUAAUGCAUGGACAUUUC